This is a messenger RNA of Sparassis crispa, 615 nucleotides long. RefSeq lists its product as hypothetical. The transcript has 2 exons. Lineage: Eukaryota; Fungi; Basidiomycota; Agaricomycetes; Polyporales; Sparassidaceae. The record is from RefSeq and is a predicted model, not a curated record. The coding region runs from base 1 to 615 and encodes 204 amino acids.
AUGUCCCCGCAUCUUCACGGCACCUACCAGCAAGCCUUUUGCUCCUUGGAGGGAGCCUCUGGCAGCCCGGAGCUCGCCAAAGUAUUCUUUGACACCCUCACAUACAAUCACUCAGUCUGCUGCAUCCCCCUGACUUCCUCGCACAAAAUCUCGGAGAAGCUCACUUUGAACGAAACUCAAGUCAUUUUCGAAGUCAUCGGACAGAUUGCAGCCGGGGAAAAUAAUUCCACAUUGGGCGACAUCUCCGGCUCUGUGCAAUCUCGAUCAGUUGCAUCAUGCUGGAUCGAAUGCCGACCCGAUUUUAUUUCGCAUAUUCAGUGGUGCAGGAUCCCGGAUGCCGUCAAAGCAGUUGCUGCCGCAGUCCCUGGACCAGUGGACGUCUCAACAAUGAUCCGUGUGGACUCCGAGACAGAUACCAUUAAGCUGAAGGUCCAAUGGAACCGUGCUUCUAGCAUGGCCAUCCCCAUGUACGAUGUUGCCGAAAAGCUUAUGGAAGUUGAAACGGCGGACCUUCAUGGUCGCCCAGUGCGAGUGUUGUUCUGGAUCCACUGUGCGGAGCUUGGCGAAGGAAAGCGAGCACUGCUUGCUGAACUUAUCUAUCUUGUUGACAUCUAA